AUGGCUGAAGCUACUGGUGGGACGGGGCAGGCUACGGGGAGCAAGCUGCGCGCGGCUGCGGCGGGCUGCACGCCGCAGGCUGCGCAUGGCUGUAGGCUGUGUGCGGGCGGGACGGAGCGGGCUGCGAGCAGCAGGCUGCGCGCGGUUGCGGGCUGCGCGCUGGCGGGACGGGGCGGGCUGCGGGCGGGACGGGGCGGGCGGCGGGUAGUGGGCUGCACGCGGGCGAGACGGGGCGGGCUGUGGGGAGCCAGCUACGCGCGGGCGGGACGGGGCGGGCUGCGGGCAGCGGGCUGCUCGCGGGGCGAGUCGUGCUGCUACUUCUGCUUUCACUCAUCUACGUCGCUAUCCUCUUUUGUGUCUUUCCCGACAUCCUCGCCAUCUACCGAACGGCAAGUGGCUUCCCAUCCCAUCCACAUUCCUUCCCUUCCUUCCCCACCACCCCCCAUGUAUCCCCAUUCCUUCCCUUCCUUCCCCACCAACCCCCAUUUAUCCCCAUUCCUUCCCUUCCUUCCCCAUCCCGCCCCAUCCUUCCCAAUUUCUACCCUUCCUUCCCCAACCCUCCCCAUCCAUCCCCAUUUUUUCCCGUCCCUCCCCAUCCCUCCCCAUCCUUCCCCAUUCCUUCCUUUCCCUCCCCAUCCCUCCCCAUCCAUCCCCAUUCCUUCCCAUGCCUCCCCAUCCCUCCCCAUCCUUCCCCAUUCCUUCAAUUCCCUCCCCAUCCCUCCCCAUCCAUCCCCAUUCCUUCCAUUCCCUUCCCAUCCCUCCCCAUUCCUUCCCUUCCCUUCCCAUCCCUCCCCAACCCCAUUCCCUUACCUCCCCAUUCCUUCCCUUCCCUCCCCAUGCCUUCCCAUUUUUCCCCAUUCCUUCCCUUCCCCUCCCCAUCCCUCCCCAUCCUUCCCCAUUCCUUCUACUCCCUCCCCAUCCCUCCCCAUCCAUCCUCAUUCCUUCCCUUCCCUCCCCAUCCCUCCCCAUCUAUUUCUACUCCCCUCCACUCGUUCCCUCCUUUCCUCCAUCUUCUCCUUCCUUUCUCCACUUCUCCCCGCCACCCCCAACCCACCACCCCCCCCCCCCCCCCCCCCCCCAUCACCCCCAGGCCUCUCAUUUGCAUUCAUCUGGCGGCGAUAA
Closterium sp. NIES-65 is the source of this 1122-nucleotide messenger RNA. The record is from the annotation of a GenBank genome assembly. Lineage: Eukaryota; Viridiplantae; Streptophyta; Zygnematophyceae; Desmidiales; Closteriaceae.